AUGGAAACGACUCGAGGCAAACUACUCUUUGAACACCAAGGUUAUUUAUACGUUUUUAACAAGCAAUCAUCCAACAAAAUAAUAUGGUGCUGUCGUCAGUACCGUCACGGAAAAUGUCGUGGUCGACUGCAUACAAUUGAUGAUCAAGUUGUACAUUUAAUUGAUGAUCAUAAUCAUGAGCCAGUUCAUUCUGCACGUGAAGUAGUCGAAUCACGAACAAUAAUGAAUAAUGCAGCUAAAACCACUAGUCGCUCAACACACGAUAUUGUUGCUGAUGGUUUGUCCACCUUAUCUGAUCAUGCCAUCGCAUCGUUACCAAAUCUGAAAAACCUCAAGCGAACAGUUCAACGAAUACGUCAAAGACAUCAAAAUCCAUUAGCAUUACCAAAAGAUCGUACUUCUCUCGUUAUUGAUCCAGAAUUUAUGAAAACGAAUCGUAAUAGAACAUUCUUACAAUUCGACUCAGGCUCUGUUGACCAACGAAUGCUGAUAUUCUCCACCAAAAAACAACUUCGAAUGUUAGAAAAUGCAACUCAUAUAUAUUUAGACGGAACAUUUAGUGUAGUUCCUGAAUUAUAUUUUCAACUUUAUACUAUUCAUGUUGAAUAUUUGCACCAUAUUUUACCAACAGUUUAUGUUUUACUACCUGGUAAGAAACAGUGUUUAUACAGAGAGAUGUUACGACAAAUUAAAAACUUAUUACCAAACUUUGAUCCACCCAAUGUUAUGAUUGAUUUCGAACGUGCAAGUAUGACAGCGAUUAGCAAAUCAUUUCCGGUCUCAAAUUUAUCGGGAUGCUUUUUUCAUCUAUGUCAAAAUGUUUACCGUUCUGUUACACGUCUUGGUUUAAAAACAUUGUACAGCGAAAAUGAAAAUUUUGCACAACAAAUUCGAUCGUUACCUGCAUUAGGAUUCUUACCAGCAGCCGAUGUUAUUCCAACAUUUGAUGAAAUUAAAGAUCAGUUUCCAGUUGAAGGUGAACCUGUUUUAAAAUAUUUCGAAGAAAAUUACAUUGGUGUGAAAAGUCGAUUAUCAAGACCACGCAAAUCACCGAAAUUUGAUAUUUCAUUAUGGAAUGUUAAUGAAAACACUAUUCAACGUAAACAUCGUACCAACAAUGCAGUUGAAGGUUGGAACAACAGAUUUUCAUCAUUAAUGAAUUGUAAUCAUCCAAAUUUUUGGAAAUUUUUAAAAGGAUUAAAAAAGGAACAAUCAUUUGUGGAAGCACAAGUUAUUCAAGCAGAGGCUGGUGUAAGACAAACUCGCAAUCGAGAGCAAAUUCGUCGAGAAAUACGUAUCUUGAACAUAAUUAAUGAACCAACAACAACAAAUUUUCAAAAGGUGAUGGCUCUUGCUCAAAUACUUUCCUUAAAACGCUCAUAA
This is a messenger RNA of Rotaria socialis, 1383 nucleotides long. Lineage: Eukaryota; Metazoa; Rotifera; Eurotatoria; Philodinida; Philodinidae. The record is from the annotation of a GenBank genome assembly.